AUGGAUCCCAACAAUAACAAGAACACGUCUCCAUCCAAAGCAAUCCCUUUUCAAGUUAACCUUGACUCUGAUCGUCAAAACAGACCCAUCAUUCGUGAACUGGAUUUCUUCUCUCAAAAUAACAACAACAACAACCAUGUCUCUACUUCUACACCUCCCAAUCCUUAUAUACAUGAUCAUUACACCCCUUCUUCUCCCUUUGAGAUGAAAGUAAAUACAAGUUUGAAUCUUCUUACCACAAACAGAAGCAGUGAUGAAUCAGUGGUAGAAGCUGACAUACCAACUAGUUCAGAAGACACAAGAGCUAACCUUGAGGUAGAAAAAAUUAAUUAUAUGUAA
Messenger RNA from Lathyrus sativus (Indian pea), 339 nucleotides. The record is from the annotation of a GenBank genome assembly. Lineage: Eukaryota; Viridiplantae; Streptophyta; Magnoliopsida; Fabales; Fabaceae.